AUGUAUAGUCGGGUGCAUCUGGGCAGUCCUGCAGACCGCAACAUGUCUCUCAAUGCUCCUGCAGCGACCCAACGUUGCCCUUCAUGGGACGGUUUGCAAAUGGCAGUCGAGAUCCUACGGUGAACGCCUCGGCCUGGGCGCUUCUGACGGCGGCGAUUCUCAGCGUCCUGUCACGGCUGAUCAGCAAGUAUCGAAUCGUCCAUCGGUUCACCAGCGAUGACUAUCUGAUUAUCGCCUCGGUGGUAUUCUGCUCCGCCCAGUCGGUCGCGGUCUCCAUUGCCGUGGCCAAUGGCUAUGGGGACCGCUUCAAUGAGAUUUCGCAAAGUCAAUUCGACGUCGUUAUGAAGGCACAGUACUCCGCGAACAUCCUCUAUAUUGCCAGUCUAUACACAUCGAAGCUAUCCCUAUGUCUCUUCAUCCGGAAUUUGUCUCCCAAACCGCGAGACCAUUUCUUUUCCAAUACCGUCCAGAUCAUUCUAGCGGCAUGGGCGAUGAGUACCUUUUUCGUAACGGUCUUCCAAUGCCAUCCUCCUCGCACAUGGGAUUACUGGCAGGGGAGCUGUAUCAACACAGCCAAAUGGCAUUACUUCUUCUGCAGCUCGAAUUUAGUGACCGACCUGUCUAUAAUUCUUCAAGCCCUGUUUCUCAUUGUGCGACUUCAUGCGCCUGUGAAGAAGCGGUUUCUCUUCGCCAGCAUCUUCUUAACCCGUGUGCUGGUUAUCGGUGCAAUCAUCGCCGAGCUGGUCCUUAUCCAAGACAUCACCAACCUCGCCGACCCUACUUACGAUUACUGCUUCAACACCGUCGCCAUGGAAGUCGUCCAAUGCAUGAGCAUUGCAACGGCAUGCUGGGGUCAGCUGAAACCAUUUCUCAACCAGAUGAAGUCAAAUGGCAUGCGUAUCCCUGGUGCCGAAUAUCAAUCUACCUACGGCAAAUACUCCAAUUCACACUCGCAGCGCACCGAGCAGACAACGGGCUCUGGCAAUGCUCAUGAUUUGGUCCCGAUCCCCCCCGGACAGGGCAAUCAAACGACCAUUUCCACCUCAUCCGCAUGGGAUGCAAACAGUCAGUCAAGUCAGGUUGGAAUGAUUCGGGAAACUAGAACCUGGGUGGUGACAGAUUCGCGACGGAGCGAUAGCCUAUGAAUUCUAUGUGCAAUAUGGUGCUAUGAUAGGUAGGACACUUGAUUUGCGGCGGAUGUCUGGAGUGAUACCACUCAGCGUAGAAAACAAAAUUUUCAUUCUGAACAAA
Aspergillus steynii IBT 23096 is the source of this 1251-nucleotide messenger RNA. RefSeq lists its product as uncharacterized. The record is from RefSeq and is a predicted model, not a curated record. Bases 84 to 1145 code for a protein of 353 amino acids. NCBI's taxonomy places the organism in Eukaryota, Fungi, Ascomycota, Eurotiomycetes, Eurotiales, Aspergillaceae. The transcript is spliced from 5 exons.